This is a messenger RNA of Marchantia polymorpha subsp. ruderalis, 1361 nucleotides long. NCBI's taxonomy places the organism in Eukaryota, Viridiplantae, Streptophyta, Marchantiopsida, Marchantiales, Marchantiaceae. The record is from the annotation of a GenBank genome assembly.
GAAUUUGACAGGUUGAAGGCACAGGGCUAGUCGGCCUGUUCUAGUGUGAAAGCUCUUUUUCGUUAGCAACCAGGCUUCAAGAUGGAUCUCCGAUUCAUCGCAGGGCACGCCUGUCCGACAAAAGUGAUGUGCAACGGUGGACAUCGAGGGGCAGCAACGGGUGAAGGUGGUGCAAUUUUGAGGAACUCCAAAGCUCCGAGAGCGACCUUCUUGCCGGGUGCUGUGGACUUGUACAGUUUGCAAAGGUGUCAAGAGUUUGCGAUCGAACGUAUUCAGAAGUGGAGGGAUUCUUGCCGAGCGUGCAGACCGCACCUGGUGUGCAGUGAGGCAACACGUUUUCUGGUAGAGGAGGCAUCGCCCUUUUCCUGCUUUCGGGGACAAGGUGCUGCAGAACUCUAUUGAGGGAGAACCCAUGGCUGAUGCACCUCCUGCUGCUCCAGAUGGAACCCCUGCAGCACCAGCGCCGAAGCCACCGAAGCCCCUGCCUCGCCGAGAGUCACAACGGGAUAGGGACAGAGUGCAGAGAAACAGCCUUUCGGAGGUGGAGGAAACCAUCAAACGGAUCGGAUCACACAGAGGAAUCGUCGGCGUGCUGAUUGCGAAUGGAGAUGGCAUUCCCCUCAAAAGUACUCUCGACGAUCAAACGACGCUCAAGUACGCAGCGUUCAUCACUCCUCUGGCGCACCGAGCGAAGACCAUCACCAAAUCUCAUGAUGCCAAGGAUGAAUUGACACUUCUCCGCAUUCGAACGAGGACGAAUGAGAUCAUCGUGACAUCUGACCGAGACUUCUACCUCAUUGUUGCUCAGAAGACCAGCUUUCUUGAUUGACCUCCAGCUCCUCCUUCUCCGCAUCCACUGGACCACUCACUCAUCCAGCAGUUCCACAGUCGACCCUCCGGUUUGUAGGGCGAUGCAGACAGACAUUCUUCGGUAUUAUGUACGAAAUCUGUUGCUGGGUUUCACGUUAGACCAUCGAAUAAAAGCAAAUCCAACCCAAAAUAUAGCCCGAAGAAGCUUACAAGGAUGAAAUAAAAUGGGUUAUAUGGGGCCGAUGCAAUUGUCUGACAUAUAAUAUAACUUCCCCAGCGGACUAAACCCUUAAAAUGGUAAGGGAAUGACGGGGGUGAGUCCUCAAUACUCAUACGCCUAACUACUGUAGGUCAAGUGGUAAAGGAAUGGGGUAAGAUGUAAUACACCAAGGCAUCGGAAUUGAGUGACUCUCUUCAAAUCCCUUGUUAGUUACCGAAAUUUUUGUGGCCUGACCUAAACGUAUUCAUUAGAAUUUUCAUGGUUAGAUCCACAAAACUGAUUCUUCCUGAUCUUUUCCAAACCUGCCAAAGCACAUAUGCUGUUUUCAUUU